Messenger RNA from Funneliformis geosporum, 447 nucleotides. The record is from the annotation of a GenBank genome assembly. NCBI's taxonomy places the organism in Eukaryota, Fungi, Glomeromycota, Glomeromycetes, Glomerales, Glomeraceae.
AUGUCAAGCAUUUGCAAGUCUAGACUUAUGGAAGAACGACGCCAGUGGCGUAAAGAUCAUCCUUAUGGCUUUUACGCUCGACCGGUAAAAACUGAAAAUGGUUUAGAUCUACUGACUUGGCAAGUUGGAAUUCCUGGCAAGAAAGGAACAGCAUGGGAGAAUGGAGUUUAUAAAAUGACGAUAACUUUUCCAGAAGGCAAAUUUGUUCCCGCGUUAUUUCAUCCUAACGUCUAUCCAUCCGGAACGGUUUGUUUGUCAAUCCUAAAUGAAGAAGAAGGAUGGAAGCCCGCGAUUACAAUUAAACAGAUCCUAUUGGGAAUACAAAACCUGCUUGAUGAGCCGAAUCCCGAUAGUCCUGCACAAUCCGAUGCUUAUAUGUUAUUCAAGAAAGAUCGCGUCGCAUAUGAAAAGAGAAUAAAACAACAAGCCAAGGAAAAUCCGGCGUAG